This is a messenger RNA of Actinia tenebrosa (Australian red waratah sea anemone), 3953 nucleotides long. RefSeq lists its product as uncharacterized. Lineage: Eukaryota; Metazoa; Cnidaria; Anthozoa; Actiniaria; Actiniidae. The record is from RefSeq and is a predicted model, not a curated record.
AAAGCUGCAAAGCUAGAAUAAUAUCUAUGACUUCCUGCUUGCUAUACUUAAUAAGUUAGUUCCUCGUGAUAGGCGGUCAUCUUUAUUUUUGGUUGUGGUUAAACCAAACCAUUGGUUGGUUUUCUUUCAAACAGACAAGCUGCAUUGGCUCAUUGAAUCCAUCCCAAUUAACAAAUGCACAGAAGAUAUUCUUAGUACACCGCUUAGUUGCGAAAACUUCUCGUCAUCCGGGUUCCGCGAAAUUGUUUGUUUUUUCCUUCUUUUUCUUCUUCUCGGUCUGACUUCCUCUUCAGUCUUGUUCAUUCUAUACAGAGCAAACAAGCUCAGGCAUUGAAAACUGUCUAUGCGAUCAUUUAUUCUUUUCGAACUUUUCAUAAUAAGCACUACUUUCGAGCUUGUUGAGUCUCAAGGGAAAGCCCCUUUUAAUACUGAACCUAAACAAGAUGAAUCUAGUCGUAGUACUAUGAAGUGAAAUCGAAACCAAAAUACACGCAGCAAAGAUAUAAAGCGCUAACUGCUUGAUAGAUGCAGUACGCCGGAAGACUACUCCAGAUACAGCAUCGUUUCAUGCGGAAACAAGCCGAAGUGACCAUUCAUCUUGACUAAACAUGUGGCAAGUGACUGCAGUGUAUUGGCUAUUCUGCACUACUGGGCUGUACCUUAAUCGCGUUAACAGUGAUGAUGUUUCUCAUCGAGUAUGGAUGGAGUCGUCAUAUUGUAAAAGCAAUGGACAGCGAGUGUCUUACGACUCAACUCACAGUAUCUGCUGUAAUGACAAGCUUCACAACCGCACUGAUGAUAACCAGCUUUACUGCUGUGGUCAAUAUCUGUACUCGCCUGACAUCAGCAUCUGUUGUGAUGGUCGCCUUCAUGACAUCAGUCAAGCCACUGCCAAGCCUCAGUGUUGUAAACGGAUUUCUUACGAUGCUGAUAGAUUCAUCUGCUGUGAAAAUGGUGUGCUAAUGAAAAGAAGAUUCAGACAUACUGCAUGCUGUAACAACAAGACUAUAGAUAUCACAAGAAAAGUCUGUUGUGAAGGAAGGGUUCGCACUUCUACUCAAGGUCGAACAUCAUGUUGUGGUAAAAGGUCUUAUAAUCCAUAUAAAGAUACUUGUUGCAAUAGAACUGUGAACCGUGAUAUCGUCACCAAAUCCUGCUGUUCAAAACAAGCCUAUGACAAGAGUGUAUCAACAUGUUGUAAUAAUCACUUGACCCACAGGGCGGGGAUGCAAUGCUGUGAAAACAAGUCAUAUGAUCAGAACACCCAUACCUGUUGUGGAGGGAUUAUCACGAGAAAGAACCAUACCACAGGAUGUUGCUGUAAGCAGGCUAUUUGUACUUUGUACAAUACUCAACAACAAAUAUGCUGUAAUGGAAUGGUUGUACCUAAAGGUGGACAUGUAGGAUGUUGUGGUGCAGAUAUCUAUGAUGUCACUAUGCAGGUAUGUUGCGGCAACAUCACACUUGGAGCAGGUCCUAGUAACUGGCGGUGCUGUGGGAAUAUUCCUUACAACAGCAACAAACAAAUCUGCUGUAGAAAUAUAAUUCAAGCAAAAACAAACAAAGAUAUGCGUUGCUGUGGCAACAAGGCAUACGAUCCUUACAUAUUUCAAUGUGAAGACUAUUUUUACAAUCACGUGAUACCCAUAAACGGCAAAUACUGCGAUAGAAGGGUGUAUGACCCAGAUGAUGAUCUGUGUUGUCACGUGUCAGUUGUACCUAAGACGUAUGGCCAGCGGACUGCAUGUUGUAACCAACAAGUCUAUGAUAAAGAUAGAUAUGUGUGUUGUGAUGGAGUCAUCAAUCCCAUCCCUGCAGGAAUACCACAGUGUUGCAGACACAAUGCUUAUAAUAUCCUGAAAAACAAAUGCGAUGUUGCAAGUGGCGAAAUAAUAAGUCGUUCAAACAGGUUUGUGAGGUUUUGUGGUGCACAAAUGGUGGAAUAUGAUACCAGGAAAUACCUGUGUUGUAAUGGCACAACUUAUGGUCCAGGAAAUGUCUGCUGUAAGGGAAGCGUUGAAAGACUUCCUGGAAUAAGUUUAGGACAAGGAAAAUGUUGUGGGCAGUACCCUUACGAUAACAAUAAAUAUAUCUGUUGCCAUGGAAACCUGUACAGCAACUUUAAAGGGAACAAGUGUUGUGGUGCCAAGCCAUACAAUGCCUCCACGCAUGCGUGUUGUCAAGGGAAUAUUUACCCAGAAGGCUUCACGUGCUGCAAAGGCGUGGUCCAUCUAACACCAGGGGUGCAGCUUGGAAAGGGUAAAUGCUGUGGUGGGAUUGGGUACAACAGGAAACGACAGAUUUGCUGUGCUAAGAAAGUAUUUACAAGAAAAAGUAGAAAGAUGAAGUGUUGUGGUACUCGUCCUUACGAUAAGUCACGCAAUAUUUUCAUUUGUUGUCACGCAACAUUGUCCGUCAUAGGUCAUCAUGGACGCAACGUCUGUUGCAGAAAGGAACCAUAUAGCCCGAUACUGGAGACUUGUUGUAGAGGACGUGUUCACACGAAGCGCAAUGCAACGUGUUGUGGACAAAAUAUCUACGAUCCUUUAAAAUCAAUAUGUUGCAGCAAUACUGUUUAUUCAAUACACAAGUAUGGAAAAGACUGUUGCCGAAAGAUGGCUUACAAUGCAUCCACACAGGUCUGUCGAUCAGGAUCUGUAUUCCCAAAAGUGCUUUGCGGUCAAAAGAUUUACGAUAACAGGACGCAAAUGUGUUGUGGUGGUAGAAUACGCCAAAAAGGUGCUUACAUAAGAUGUUGUGUCAAAAGAAGCUAUAACAUAGUAAAGUCUAUCUGCUGUAAUGGAAAAGUACGACCCAACACUAGAAUAUGUUGUUCUAACAGAGUCUACAGUGCUAAGGGUUUUGGUUGCUGUGGAGGAUUUGCACUGAGAAAAAACCAUCCACAUCUCAAAUGUUGCGCUGGUCAAGUCUACGAGGUUGCACAAUACAGGUGUAAAAGAAAUAAGAUCGUGGCCAAAGGGAAACUGCAAAGAAAGAUGUGUAUGAAGGAGAGCGCAUUUGCUUUUCUUGGUGAACUCCAGUCAAUAGGAAGAGUGUAUCAUUCAUUCAAAUUACUCAGUGUUAUCAAAGGGGAACCAAAUAUCCAAGUAGGAGCCACGAUGAAGGUUUUAUACAAGCACGCACAGUUCCAAAGACUAAAGAAGAGAACAGGACAGACCUAUCUACUGGCAGGGCGUAUAGUGUGGAAGGAUUCGUUCAUGAUGGAAAAAGUCUUCCUUUAUCGACCCUGGAGGAAGAAACUACAGGAAAAGCUAGAGGCAUUAGUGAAGAGUUGUCACCUCAUAGGAGCUGCACAUCCUGUAGUCAAAACACGCUUUUUCAAGGCUUUUGGAAGGAUGUAACCGCCGACUGAUGUACAGCACCCAUACAGUUAAUAUCCAAAUGUUGCUAUAUUCAAAACUAGUUACUUAAAAAUCCAAUCCUUUAUCAGUUUAUUCACAUUGAAUAUAUACGAUGAAGAGUUUUCUUUUAAAAUGCCUCUCAGCUAUUGCAUUUAGAUGCAUGUGGCAUGUUAACCGCAUGAAAAUACCCAUAUUUGGUAGGUCACAUAAACAGCCAACUGACAACGCGUAGGUACAGUAACUACUUCACAACCCUAGUAUGGUCUUUUUAGUAUCAAAUUCAUUCAUAACUGAUAUCAAUUUGAUAUUCUGAACAUGGGAAAGCCUCACUGCACAGCAUACCACGAGGCGCGUAAUGCAUUGUUUGCUAAAAGGAAAACUUGCUGACCAUAUGUUAUAUUACGUCUUCGUCGACAAGAAAAGUUUUCGCUGAAUCGUUCUGCCUCGGAUAAGUUUCAUCUUAGUUUAAGAUAAAGAAGCUGUGAAGAAAGUGUUCACUAACUGAACAUCUGGGAAUAAAAAGGUGUGUUCAAUUUACUUAGAAAAAGAGUGAGAAAUAAAUCUGUCAAAUCAGUUCAUGUUAAUCACAAA